This is a messenger RNA of Bursaphelenchus xylophilus (pine wood nematode), 2138 nucleotides long. Lineage: Eukaryota; Metazoa; Nematoda; Chromadorea; Rhabditida; Aphelenchoididae. The record is from the annotation of a GenBank genome assembly.
AUGAGGCUACUUAUUGUCAUAUCGUUUUUGCACGUGCUCCACCAAGCCUCGGCAAGGGAGCUGAAAUUUGUCCAAGCUGUCUGGCGACAUGGCCAUCGAGCGCCCGGGGGACUACCAUAUCCUAAUGACAAAAAUGGCCUAAAUGUUUGGAAACGAGGCUGGAGUCAGUUAACACCGGUGAUUCAAGAUUGAAAACGUUGGGGUUAACUCAGGUUAUUUUAGCUUGGAAUGCGACAACUUAAAGAACUUGGCGACUUCUUUGAAGAACGUUACAAAGGAAAAUUCACAUCGAUAAGGUUCAAUGUCUCAGAGGUUAGUUUUUUUUUUUAAUGCUAAUAAUCCAUUGAUUUUCAUUUUCAAAUGCAAGAUUACUUUUAUGAAAAACUUCUUUUUAUCAUCAAAAAAUAUGAAUAAAAAAUAUGUGAUAACAAAGUCUUUGCCCAUAAGGAACUGCGAGGUACAAAGGACAUAUCAGCCCGUCGGGAAAAAAUAGUGAAUUUCCAGGGCCUUGGAAUCUCCCAUCAUCGAGUUGCAACGGCUGACCACGGCUUGGGAUUUGUGCGCGACUGCCAAGAUGCGAAAUAUUUUCUGCGGGAGAUCCACACUAUUUUCUCGGCAAUUGAUAUGCCUUUGAAUACUACAUAAAAAUUUUCAUAUAAACUUACAUUACUUUUUCGAAGUUGCGAUUUCAGAUCUAUGUAAAAGCCUCUGAUUCAGACCGUGCGAUUGAGAGCGCACAAUCGUUUCUUCAAGGCUUCUACCCCGCCGAAAAGGAUGAGAUCUUCGAGAAAGGCCUGUCUUGGCGACCAUUGCCCGUUCACACGUCUGGUCCCGACCAAGUCGAUUUGGUGAGAACCCAAAAAACUUUGAUUUCUCAUCCUCUUGUACUCCUUUAUGCUACGUUUUCAGGUCCUGCGGCCCACCAGCUAUUCUUGCGCAUUAUACGACAAAAUCAAAUCUCAUUUCAAGUUUCGCCUCAUGUUGAAUCUUUCCAAGCAAUAUCCUGAUGUCUACCGCUUCGUGAAAAACAUGACUGGUGUACCGGAGAAGAAAUUUCGAUGGACCGACGCUUUUCAUGUGGCCUCUGCAAACCGUGAAGUGGAAUAUAACUUAACUGUGGACCCCUGGCUCUUCAAACGAUGGCCCAACCAUGGAGGAAGGACAACGCUGGAGAUAGCGCUGGAAUGGGCGAAACUCGCUCGGUUCGUCGAAUGGGCAACACCAGAGAUGGCGAAAAUGAGAGGUGGAGUGAUGCUGCACGAACUGUUGAAGACAAUAAAUCAGGUAGCCAAGGGAAAGCAAACUGAUCCGAACAAAAUGAUGCUAUAUUCGGCGGUAAGGCGUCACCGAUAACAUUCUAAUAGAAGCUGAAAAUGGACUAAAAAAUGAGGCAUUCAAUUUCAGCACGAUGGCACCGUCAUGACGCUUAUAAAUUCGCUAAAACUGAAGGCUGAUCAGAUAGCUCCGUAUGGAUCAGCAGUCAUCAUGGAAGUGUACAAAGAGAAGGAGCAGUUUUAUGUUGAGGUAGGCCACUUUUUCCACAGCAAAAAUAAGCCUAUUCUGGCUGGGUUUUACAGCUCUAGGCCAACCAAAACAUGCUAAAUUUUGCUGGUAAACAAGUUUUGAUUGUGCUUUUAGAGCCGAGCUUUCUUUUUUGUUUCAAACAGAUAAGCUAGAAUAUUUAGUUGGUGAUGAAAUAAAAAAUUUCCUCGGAAUUGCCUCUUUCAAUGCAAAAAAUUGCUUUGUCAAAGAAGAAGGAGGGAAUUCCUGGAUGAGAGAAAACGUUUUUUUUUUGAUGCUAUGCCUCAUUGAGUCAACGGUAGCUCGGGGCGACGCACCGCGACAAUUCUUUUGGUUGCCUCAAUUUGUCGCUUUUUGGUAGGGCCAAAGAGAAGGCUUAGUUAAUACUACUCGAUUCGUAAAUUCGCAAAUAAAAAAUGGGACAUACACUGUGUUCGUUACGCCAAUUUUUUUAGUUGCUCUACCGCAAAAACAAGAAACUCCAAACCCUUCAAGUGCCUGGAUGCGAUGUUAGAUGCCCCGUUGACAAACUACGCAAGCUCUUGGCCAACAACAUUGUUGAAAGUCGAGAAAAGUUGGAUAUUCUCUGCGAAAACAAACCUCAAGUGAAGUCUUAG